This is a messenger RNA of Solenopsis invicta (red fire ant), 1468 nucleotides long. It is a transcript of the gene Ass, whose product is annotated as argininosuccinate synthase. The transcript is spliced from 8 exons. Lineage: Eukaryota; Metazoa; Arthropoda; Insecta; Hymenoptera; Formicidae. Gene Ontology annotation, molecular function: argininosuccinate synthase activity; ATP binding. Gene Ontology annotation, cellular component: cytoplasm. Gene Ontology annotation, biological process: urea cycle; L-arginine biosynthetic process. Bases 170 to 1408 code for a protein of 412 amino acids. The record is from RefSeq and is a predicted model, not a curated record.
CUGAUUACAGCUGAAAUUUCUGAGGGUUAUCAGUAAUCUGAGGUCAAUAAAACUAACCCAUUUAAAGCUGAAACAUAAUCUCAGACUUUAGUACUGUUAACAGCUGUUUUCUUCUUUCCAUUAAUUUAACGUUUUUUAAUUUCCAAUCGAAAAAGCAAGGUUUUAAAAAAUGUCAGAUUCAAAAAGAAAAGUAAUUUUAGCGUAUAGUGGUGGUUUAGAUACAUCUUGUAUAUUGUUGUGGUUAAAAGAAAAAGGAUAUCAAGUUAUCGCUUAUGUGGCGAACAUCGGGCAAAAGGAGGAUUUUGAUGCAAUUAGAGAUAAGGCACUUAAAGUUGGUGCCGUUAAGGUCGUGAUAGACGACGUCAGAGAAGUGUUCGUAACUUCCUAUGUAUGGCCUGCUGUGGCUUGCGGCCUGUUGUAUGAAGGAAGAUAUCUUCUGGGUACUGCCAUAGCACGACCAUGUAUCAGCCAAGGUUUAAUAAAAGUCGCAAAAGCUGAAGGUGCUAGUGUCAUUGCACAUGGGGCAACUGGAAAGGGGAAUGAUCAAGUUCGCUUUGAAUUAAACUGCUACAGCCUGUACCCUGAAAUCACGAUUUUAGCUCCGUGGAGGGAAGUCGAAUUUUAUACCAAGUUUCAAGGAAGAUCGGGCUUGUUGGAAUACGCUCGACAAAAUGGAAUCCCAAUCUCGGCAACGCCAAAAGAACCGUGGAGCACUGACGCUAAUCUCGUACAUAUUAGUUAUGAAUCGGGGAUACUGGAGAAUCCUGCCAUUCCAGCGCCGAAAGGACUCUACAAUAUGACCACUGAUCCGACCGAUUCCGCUUUGGAAGCGGAAGAAAUCGAAAUUAACUUUAAGAAGGGAUAUCCGAUUAAUGUGAAGAAUCUGAAAAAUGGAAAAAUAUUCAACGCCCCUCUCGCAAUAAUCGAGUACCUCAACGAGGUCGGGGGUGCGCAUGGUAUUGGGCGGAUAGACAUUGUUGAAAAUCGAUACAUUGGGCUAAAAUCUCGAGGCAUUUACGAGUCGCCGGGCGUUAACAUUUUGGAGGUUGCGCAUCGAGAUCUUGAAGUAUUUACUUUGGAUCGUGAAGUUUUGAGAGUUAAAACGUAUUUGACGGAUAAGAUGUCGGAUUACGUUUAUAAUGGUUUUUGGUUUUCGCCGGAAUGCGACUUUGUGCGGGAAUGUAUCCAGCAUUCACAAAGGCAUGUAAACGGCACAGUGAGGGUGCAUUUGUAUAAAGGAAAGGCUAUGGCGAUCGCCAGAUCGAGCGAGAUCUCGUUGUACAAUCAGACUCUCGUCUCCAUGGAUGUGCAAGGUGAUUUCGAACCAACGGACGCCACUGGAUUUAUUCGCAUGCAGGCUCUGAGACUGAAAGAGUUUCAUCGUUUCAAUAAACAACACAAUGUCUGAAUCAAGACUUUAUUGCAAAUUUCAUAAAUUUCAAUAAAGAACGCACUGUAGUUGACUCGA